This is a messenger RNA of Debaryomyces hansenii CBS767, 1341 nucleotides long. RefSeq names its product zinc metalloprotease (gene STE24). Gene Ontology annotation, molecular function: metalloendopeptidase activity. Gene Ontology annotation, biological process: CAAX-box protein processing. Lineage: Eukaryota; Fungi; Ascomycota; Pichiomycetes; Serinales; Debaryomycetaceae. The record is from RefSeq and is a predicted model, not a curated record. Gene Ontology annotation, cellular component: endoplasmic reticulum membrane. The transcript is spliced from 2 exons. Bases 1 to 1341 code for a protein of 446 amino acids.
AUGUUUUCCUUAGCAAAUUCAUUUUCCUUUCUUGAUAGUGCCAGUAUUAACUGGAAAUCCAUUAUAGUAGGAUUUACCGUUGGUCAGUUUUUAUUUGAAAACUAUUUAGAUUACCGUCAGUACCAAGUCUUAAAGAGAACAACUCCUCCAGACACCUUAAAGGCCGAAGUUUCACAAGAAACAUUCGAUAAAUCACAAGAUUAUUCCCGUGCUAAAGCUAAAUUUGGCUUCCUUUCAGAUUCGAUUAACUUAUUCCAAAAUUUAGCUAUCAUCAAGUAUGAUUUGUUGCCAAAGUUUUGGAACAUUGCUGGUACCUUAAUGGCCAAGAGUUCUUUCAUUCUUCCAAAAUUUAUGGGAGGUAUCAUUACGCAGUCAUUAUUUUUCUUAUUUUCCACUCAGAUUAUUAGUACAAUUGUUUCGCUUCCAUUAUCUUAUUAUUCUAACUUUGUUUUAGAAGAGAAGUAUGGAUUCAACAAGCUUACUGUUGGGUUAUGGCUUACCGAUAAGGUCAAGGGCAUUGCUUUAGGUAUUGCGCUCGGAUCUCCUGUUGUUGCAGCUUUCUUGAAGAUUAUUGACUAUUUUGGUGAUUCUUUCAUCUUGUAUACCUGUGGAUUCCUUUUUGUGGUUCAAUUGGUGGGUAUGACUAUUUUCCCAACUUUGAUUCAACCAUUGUUUAAUAAGUUUACUACCUUAGAUGAAGGCGAAUUAAAAACUGCUAUUGAAAACUUGGCAUGUGAACAAAAAUUCCCUUUGACCAAGUUGUAUGUCAUUGACGGUUCAAAAAGAUCUUCCCAUUCUAAUGCUUAUUUUACUGGUUUACCAUGGAGUAAACAGAUUGUUUUGUAUGAUACUUUGAUCAAGCACUCAACCAAGGAAGAAACUGUCGCUGUCUUGGCUCAUGAAAUUGGCCAUUGGAAAUUGUCACACUUACCACAAAUGUUGGUCUUCUCCCAAGCUCAUUUAUUUUUAAGUUUCUCUAUGUUUUCUGCUUUCAUUCACAACAACUCUUUGUACUCUUCAUUCGGAUUUACCUCUGUUCAACCAAUUAUGAUUGGGUUUAUGUUGUUUAACGAUAUUUUCCAACCAGUUGAAUGUGUUGCACAAUUUGGUAUGAAUUUAUUAUCAAGAAAGAACGAAUAUGAAGCAGAUGCAUACGCUAAGAAAUGUGGCUACUCGGAUGAUUUGGCCAAGGCAUUGAUUAAAUUAUUGAGUGAAAACUUAUCAACAAUGGAUGCUGACUGGUUAUAUUCCUCGUACCAUCAUUCUCAUCCAAUUUUAUCUGAAAGAUUGCGUGCCAUUAAUUACGUUUCUAAAGAAAAAGUUGGUAAGAAAGAUGAAUGA